Messenger RNA from Adelges cooleyi (spruce gall adelgid), 3928 nucleotides. It is a transcript of the gene Miro, whose product is annotated as mitochondrial Rho GTPase. Gene Ontology annotation, molecular function: GTP binding; calcium ion binding; GTPase activity. Gene Ontology annotation, cellular component: mitochondrial outer membrane. The transcript has 14 exons. Gene Ontology annotation, biological process: mitochondrion transport along microtubule; mitochondrion organization; small GTPase-mediated signal transduction. The record is from RefSeq and is a predicted model, not a curated record. Bases 219 to 2138 code for a protein of 639 amino acids. NCBI's taxonomy places the organism in Eukaryota, Metazoa, Arthropoda, Insecta, Hemiptera, Adelgidae.
UGGAACUUGGGAGAUGGUCGAUUGAAAAAAAAAAUUUAGCAUAAUAAUACACCUAAUAUCUACCUACUACAAAUUUAUUAUUGAAAUUUUAUUUAAAAACUUACAUACCUACUGGCUUCUUCCAUUAUAGUUUAGUUGAUUAAGUAUUAUUAUUAUUCCGUUUGAAUGAAUACAUUUUAUUAUCGAUUGUAAAUAAGAUGUUCUAAUCAUCCAAUAAAAUGGCUUCUGAGAUGGGACCAAAGCAUUGUGGACGGUCAGUACGCAUCUUAUUGGUAGGCGAUCAAGAUGUUGGUAAGACUUCCAUUAUUUUGUCUCUUGUAAAUGAAGAAUUUUUAGACGAAGUACCAGAACGUGCGGAAACCAUUACGAUUCCGGCCGAAGUCACCCCAGAACUGGUGCCAACUGACAUUAUUGACUAUAAUGAAAAUGAACAAGACAAUGAAGAUUUAGCUGAGCAAGUUCGUCAUGCAGAUGUUAUUUGCUUGGUUUUUUCAGUUAUCGACGAUGUCAGUCGAGAGAACAUUAGAAGCAAAUGGAUGCCGUUAUUGAGAGAAUGUCAAGUAGACAGUGAAAUGUUGCAUCCUGUCAUAUUAGUUGGCAAUAAAAGUGAUCUCAUCAAUAAUAUCUCGAUGCACGUUAUCGAAGAAGUAUUAUAUGAAUAUCCAGAAAUAGAAACAUACGUUCAGUGUUCAGCUAAAUUGUUGAUGAAUAUUAGUGAAAUGUUUUGUUACGCACAAACAGCAAUUCUACAUCCUACCGCACCGUUAUAUUGUGUCGAAGAAAAAAUUCUUACCGAGAAAUGUCAGAAAGCUCUUUGUAGAAUAUUCAAGAUAUGUGAUAUAGACAAUGAUGGUCUGCUCAACGAUGAUGAAUUAAAUAAUUUCCAACGACAUUGUUUCGACUGUCAUUUGCCCGUACAGCAGUUAAACGGUAUCAAGACCAUAAUAAAUAUGAACUGUGAACAUGGAAUUUCGCCAUCAAAUUGUGUUACAUUAGAUGGUUUCUUGUUCCUACAUAUGCUGUUUAUCCUCAAAGGGAAAGCCCAGACUACUUGGACAGUGAUUAGAAAGUUUGGCUAUAACGAUAAUCUAGAUUUUACCUAUAGCUAUUUACAUCCAACGCUAAAAGUUGAUAAAUAUUGUACCGUUGAAUUAUCGCACAAAGGUGAACAAUAUUUGUCACAUUUGUUUGAGACGCACGACAAGGACAAGGACGAUUGUUUGAGCCCAGUAGAGUUGAAAUCAUUGUUUUCUAUUUGUAUUGAUGAACCACAUUUGUUGGGCAAGUGUCUCUACAACACUAAUCAGAAAGGAUGGAUUACAUCACAAGGAUGGUUGUCGUUCUGGUCUUAUUGCACUCUAGUCGAGGCCGACACCACGAUGGCAUACUUGGCUAUGCUAGGCUAUAGUAUGAAAUUGGAGAACCAACUUUCCGGAGUACAAGUGACCAGAAGCAAGAAAAUCGAUUUGCAAAAGAAACAAUCUCAAAGGUCUGUUUACAUUUGCCACGUGAUCGGAAGCAAAGGAAGUGGCAAAACAAUGUUAUGUAAACGGCACGUUAAAGGCUCUCUUGCAAACGACAUGAUAAGCAAAAAUGAAGACGGUGAUCUUCCAGAUAUAACUUCUGUGAAUCGAGUUCAAGUAUACGGUCAUGAUAAAUAUUUAGUGAUGAAAGAAAUCAAGCCUUCAAGCGAAAGCCAUCUGACUAAGGAGGACGUUAAAUGCGAUGUUGCCUGUUUGGUGUUUAAUUCGUCGCAAAGCUGUUCUUUCGAAUAUGUUGCCCACGUUUACCUGAAAUACUAUCAAAACAGAAACAUCCCUGUACUCAUAGUGUCCAACGAUAAAGGUAGACCGAUCGUGAAACAGGAUUAUAUUUUGCAACCAGAUCAAUUUUGCAAACAGAACAAAUUAUCGACGCCUUCUGCAUUUACAGAAUCGAGUGAAGGCAAAAGACUGUACUCUAAUUUGGCCACAAUGGCUUCUCUACCACACAAAUACAAUCCACAUCAGUAUAGGCUGUUGCCAAAUUUACGCGAUUCCGUUGUAUGGAAAACUGGCAUCGGCAUAGCCAUGAUUGCGCUAUUUGGUAUUUUAGUCAGUAAAUGUUUGGUGAAAACGAAAAGAGAUCUUCUUAGUUAAUAACAAUCCAUUGAAUUGUAAAUGUUUUGUUAUAAUAAUUGUUUUAGACGUAUUUUAUUCCAAACUUAGCUUCUUCCCCCCCCCCCUCUUUAUUUGUUUUUAUUAUUAUUUUUAGAUUUUUUUUUUUUAUUUCCAUUUACUAGUGGUUUUGUACUUGUAUUCAUUUGAUUAUUAAGAAUAAAAAAAAAGCCUAGAUUAUAAUAUAUCUUAAUGUAUAAUGGAUUGACAAGAUAACCAAAUUUUAAAUAAUCAUAGUAAAUAAGAUAUGUUCAUUUUUGCGCGUGUAUGAUACAUAGUAUAUUUUACCAAACUUGUUUUAUCAACAUGAGGGUUUUUAAAUAGAUUAUCUUGGUGUAUAGGCGCUCCAUAGUAUAUUAUUAUGAAUGGUUAUUUUCAAAAUAAAUUAAUUACGUGUGGUUAUAAAGACAAUAACGUAAAAAACAUUCAGUUACGCUACACAAUUUUACUCUUGCCUUUAAAAAUAUGAAAUAAUAUUUUUGUGUUUAAUAUGUAAAAUGAUUAACAGUAAUACUUAUAAAAAAAAACGGUUGAUAUUUUAAUCGGUCUGAAUAAAUAGUGUCAAUAUAGUAAAAGUAAAUUACCAUAAUUUGUUUAUCCAAUAGUGAUUACAAUUUACAGAGUACUUUUUUGUUUUGUUAUAAUAUAAUAUAGUUGAUGAAAUAUUUAAAACUCGUGUAAAUGUGAAAAUAUGGAAAAUUAAAAUAUAACAUUAUAUUGUAAGGCAAAAUGUGCCAACAUACAAAAUUAUACCAAAUAUUAAAAUAUAUUUAGGUACUAAGUAUAUUAUUAGAACAAUAUGGAUUUUAUUUAAUUGUUUUUAAAUAUUUUUGACAAAAAAUAUGCAUAUUAGGCAGCUGUAAAGUAUUUGAGUAUAAGUAUUAAAAUCACUAUUUAAGUAGUUUCGACUUGUAUCAAAUUCAUUUUUAUAAAUGUAUUUCAAAUACAUUUUAAAGUUCUAUAAAUGUACUAUUUUAGUAAGUAUAUAUAGACCUAACGUAACCAAAUCAAAUUUUGGUAAAAAACGUUUUAAAUCUAAAAUACUAUGGACCGAGUACCUAAAACGGAGCCUGUGUAACAAACAUUUUGGUGUUUUGAACUAUUCAAACGUCGUUUUGGGACCAUAAUAAUUUCUUGUGAACCAGAUCAAAAUUAUUAUAUUUUAUUUAAAUUAAAAAAAAAAUAUAAACAUAUAAUAGGCAAUUAUUAAUGUUAUAAUUGUGUAUCACAAAACGUCAGUAGAAAAAUUAUUCACAAUAAAACACAAUAUUAUAUAGUUUGUAAAAAAGUACAAUUUUUUUUUUGUGUUUUUAUUUAAACAGUAGUAAUAAUUUUUAUCGUCUAAACAUGAUUUCUAAAAAAAAAAAAAUGUAAUAACUAUAAAUUUAUUUUUUAAGUAGCAAAUCGUUUGACUUAAUCAUAUAUAUAUGUAUAAAUUGUCUUAUUAUAAUAAUAAAAUUAUAUUGUAAUAACGCUAAACUUAUGAACAAAUACUAUAUACAUGUCUUCCGCGCAAAAUUUAUCUGGGUGUUCGAGAGGCAGAAGAAUUUUUCAAGGCAACAAAUUAAAUAAAGAGAGCAAAUUUAUUGUGAAAUAUUGUAUUUGUUUUUUUUUUCAAAUGUUCACUUCUGCCUGUUAAACGACUCAGAUAAAAUUCGGUAAAUAUAAUAAAAUUGUCAUGGAGCCCAUGAGCAUUGGAUUGGGCUUGAUUUAAACGAAACUGUUGGUAGGUAAAAAAAAAAAGCAAUAAGAUUUGUUAAAAAAUAUUUUCG